Messenger RNA from Pocillopora verrucosa, 5850 nucleotides. The record is from RefSeq and is a predicted model, not a curated record. Lineage: Eukaryota; Metazoa; Cnidaria; Anthozoa; Scleractinia; Pocilloporidae.
CAAACAUGGAUGUCAGACUGUUUGACCGCCAAAUUACAAAGGGAAUUUUUGAGGGAAGAUUUGACUGAUUGCAUUGUGUUCAUGGAAUUCAAAAGUACUGGAUCGCAACGAACUUGAUAAAAUGACAGAAGUUCCAGUAAAAGUUGCUGUUCGGGUACGCCCUUUGGUUGGCAAGGAGAAAGUCCACAAUGUCCCACAGUGUGUGCGCUUUAUUCCAGAGAAGCCUCAAUUGAUCCUUGGAAAGGACCGGGGAUUCACAUUUGAUUACGUGUUCCCUCCAAAAGCAAGUCAGACAGAGGUUUAUGAAAAGUGUGUGGAACCAUUGGUGAAAAGCUGUAUGGAAGGAUAUAAUGCCACUGUGUUUGCUUAUGGACAAACUAGCUCUGGGAAGACCUAUACAAUUGGUGGAACUGACAGUGCUGGCCUUUUGGAAGAACAGUAUGGGAUCAUUCUUAGAGCUGUUAAACAACUUUUUCAGAUUAUGGAGGAAAACAAACACAAAACAGAGUUUGUUGUGACUGUAUCCUAUGUUGAGAUUUACAUGGAGGAGUUGAGAGAUUUACUCGAUAUGGAUACAUCCAGCAAAGAUAUUCAUGUCAGAGAGGAUGAGAAGGGAAAUACAGUUAUUGUAGGAGCCACUGAACAGCCAGUGAACACAGCAGAUGAAGUUAUGAGCUGCCUGGACUCAGGAUCAGCUGGGCGGCAAGUGGGCACCACGAAUAUGAAUGAACGCUCCAGCCGAUCACAUACGAUUUUCACUCUAUAUGUUGAGCAAAAACCUCUGGCUGAAGAUGAGCAUGUGGACAGUGAGAAAAAGAGCGACAUGGACUUCACGGAUUACAAGUAUGCCAAGUUCCACUUCGUUGAUCUUGCUGGUUCAGAGAGAGCUCAUCGAACAGGAAACGUCGGUGAAAGGUUUAAGGAGUCUGUGUACAUUAACAGUGGUUUGUUAGCGCUGGGAAAUGUGAUUAGUGCUCUGGCGGACUCCAAAAAGAAGGUCCUCCAUGUUCCAUACAGGGACAGUAAGGUAACAAGACUGCUAAAAGAUUCCUUGGGAGGCAAUUCCAGAACAUUGAUGAUAACGUGUCUCAGUCCUUGUGCAACAGACUUUGCGGAAAAUUUGAAUUCUUUAAAGUAUGCCACGAGGGCUAGAAACAUUCGCAACAAGCCAGUGGUUAAUCGUGAUCCACAGAAUACAAGACUGGCAGAAAUGCAAAGCGAGAUACAGGCUCUCCGUGAAGAACUUCAACGGCGCCGUGGUUCAUCUUUUGGGUCUGCCGGUACAGGAGAAGAUGCCGAGCGAAUCAAGUCGCUAGAAGAUGAAUUAGAAAGAUCUCGUGGAGCGUGUGACACAUAUAAACAGCUUCUUUCCGAUGCUUUAAAUCAAUUAAAAGCUCUGCAUAAGGCCGGCGUGAUGUCAAAUAAUCAGUGUAGCCAGUUUGACCGGUUGCUUAAAGCUGUAGAGCAGAUCAGGUCGAGACCAAUCUGGACUCCAAACACCAGUCGUCAACAACAAGCCGACUUGAUAGAGCAGCUUAAGAAAGAACUUAACAAGUACAAGGAAGAUUUGUCAAGUGAUGAAGAAAUAUUCGCGGAGAAAUCAAAGGAGAUCGAAUUUUUAAGGGAGCAUGCGCAUAAACUCGAGGAAGAGAAACUUAAACUCAACAACCAACUGCAAGAAGCGCAGAAUCGCUUGAAAAAACAUGAAGAUCAACUAUUCCAGCAACAACUCCAGCUUAAUCAACUCCUUCUUAACCAAGGGGGUCAUCAAGAAGACAAAAUGGUCUUCUCCAGUCCUCGAGGAACACGUAUUCAUACUGCGCCAUUAGUUGAAGAUGGGACGGCGUCUAUGAAUGAUAGAGAAGUUCACAGCAGCCCGCCUGUGUUCAUAGUUGACAGAGUCAUACAAGAUUUCAGAGCACGCAGUCAGUUGCUAGUCAGCCAACACGAGGAGGAAGACGAGGUUGUAUGCACCUUGUCUGACAGCAGUGAAAGUGCAGACGAGGUGGAUGAAGAACCUUCAAGGGAAUUGGGCAGGACUUGGAAUAUGAAAAGAGAAAGCUCGAAAAUACCACGGGUACCUGAGACUGUUCCUAAACAAUCAAAGACUUUAAAGAUCUUGGGUAACGGCAAGGUCUCUACAAAAGAUUUGGCAGAAUCGAAGGGCAGAGGGUCAAGACCUGACUCAGCGGAACAUAAUGAAGUUGAAGCAUUGCGAUCGAGUACUCAAGUUAUCGGAAACGAAGUGAAACAAUCAGAGUUAAGACUCCACUCCGCCCAGCAAAAACUGAGAGAUUUAACUAUUAAUAUAAGGCAAAAAGAGGAGUUGAUCAAGGAACUAGCCAAGAGUGAUAGGGAAGCCAAGGACACAAAGAAGCAGUACUCCGAGAAAAUAAAGUCCAUGAAACAGGAGUUGGAAAAAGCCAAAAAAGAGUUGGAAGAAAGUAAGAAAACUCUGGAAGAAUACGAAUCUAAAACUAAUCACGAAGUCGCGGAGAAACAAAAAGUCGAAACUGAGUAUAAGAAAAAGUUGCAGGCGGUGGAGGCCAAGCUUCAGGCUUUGAAACGAAAGCAAAAGGACAAUGAAAAAAUAGGCGCCCUGCACGAAGAGAGGGAAAAGAAAGUUCAGGAACUCGAGGUGCACAUUGACAGGAUGAGAAAUCAACAGGAUCAGCUCCAGAAGAAGCUUAAAGAAGAGGCUGACAGGAAAAUAAAAAUGGAGAGAGAAAUGCAGAAACAACAGCACAAGAUCAAGGAACUUGAAGAUAAUAUGAGCCAGCAGCAGAAGAUACUUAAAAGGAAAACAGAAGAGGUGGCAGCCGCUAAGCGGCGACUUAGAAGUGUUGGCAAACAAGGAUCUGAAGAAAAGGAGAGCGAUGAACAAGCAAAAUUAGAGCAACGCCGUCAAUGGUUGGAUAAUGAAGUCGAAAAAGUUUUGAGGAGAAAGGAGGCCAUGGAAGCUUUAGCAGAGGAGCUGAAGAAAAGAGAAGCCAUCCUACUAAACAAAGAAGCCAUGCUGGCCGAGAAAAGUGAACUGGAAAUGAAGAAACUACGCUCUAGCCAGAUACUUACCAAGGAUAUUCUUCGACUAUCUACCCAACUUGGAGAAGUUGAUAAACAGAUCCAACAAAAAGGGAAAAAUUUGGACGAAACUGACGCUUCAAGUCAAAGUAAGAGCAAUGAAAGUGCAAAAACUUUGGAGAGAACAAAAGAUGAACUUCUAAAACAACGUGAACUUUUGGAGCAGAAACUACAGGAAGGCUCCUUGUUAGAUCCUAAGGAAGAAAGGAGGCUUAUUGAACUAGACGAACCUUUCCGCUGCCUUCGAUACACUGCGAUCGAGUUUAAAAACGAUGGAAUUGCUACCCAACAAAAAGAAUUGGACAGUGGUAAACUUCUUACAGACAAAGACCGAGAAGGACUGAUGAACAAGCUGAGUAACCUCUCACAAAGGGAAGCCACCGCCCUGUUGUCAAAAUACUUUGAGAAAGUUGUCGAGUUGCGGGGAAGUGAGAAGAAACUGGAACUGCAUUGCAGCGAUUUGGAGGUUCGUAUAACCGAGCAAGAACGGAUCAUUGGUGAACUAGGUCGUGGAUUGCAGCAAGCUGGAAUAAAAGGGGACCGAAGGCUAGUGGAGCAUCAAAAGAAAUACGAACAGAGGAUACAGUUCUUAAUGAACAAACUUCGUGAUGCUGAGUUAAAUGAGACACCAGAUGAGAGAAUAAGUGAACUUGAAAAUAGAGCCCAACAGUUGGAGAAAGAUCUGUAUUACUACAAGAAAACAAGCCGCGACCUGAAAAAGAAACUGCGAGAGAAGAUGGUGUCUGGAAUGGGUACCAGUGUUGAAUCGGAUGUUUUUAUGGCCAGUAGUGAACUGGAAGCUCAGCAUAAAAGUACAGAUGUCUACACCAAGCAAUUAGCGACAGACGUUUCCCGUAUGAAGCAUUCUCUCGCCGAAAAGGGAAUGGGAGUUCCUUCUCAAGCUUCUACUCCUGUUAGGGUUUCUCGUAAAGAGCUUCGACAGCUGAGUUCACAGGAAGUGUCAAUGCGUAGAUCUCAGUCUUCUGUGGCCAGCACGGUCCCCGAAUUGCCAGGUCUCUUUGACAAACACAGCCUUGUGGAAGAAUCUGCCGACGACUUAGUACAAGAUUCAAUUGAACAAAACAAGAAUCCCUGGGCUUAAAUCUACAUUUUUACCAACGUGAGAAAGGAAGAUGUAAGGAAUUGAGACCAUGGAUGAAUUUGAUGUGUUAAUAUAGAUUAGUUUUCCAUGGUCUAUGUGACAUUGCAACCCACUAUUAAUUUCCGCGUGAGUCUAUUGGCUACUUUACAUCGCGUGGUGCAAAAUCACUGGACCGGGAAGAAGCCAGCUCUUGUGUUUUACUUUUUAAUCUUUAUUACUUUACCCGGAAGAAAAACCAAUUGGUUAAGUAGAGUAAUCGUGGUAGUGAUAUUAAAAAGCAGAUCUCAAAUUCUGCUCCAGAAAGUACAAAAUGUCAAGAAAAUUUAUUUUCAUCGCGCGGUAUGACACGUAAUGGGAGGAUUAUAAAUCAAAUAAGCCACCUUCUGGCUUGCUGGUAUGUCGGCUGUGAUGUCCUUUGCUGAGAGACUGUCCUCAAAAUUUCACAUUUUCCCUCGAAGCUUCGCUUCCCCGCCAGAAAAUUCGUUUUUCGGACAAUUACCCAGUCGUGGAAGUUAGCCAUCGACACACCAGCUACCGGAAGGAGUUUAUUUACUUAAUUCUUUGUUUCGGUAAACUCUUGCCCCAUGUAUUUUAUUGUUUUCAACAGUUGGUCGACUCUGUAAAGAAUAUGUUGUGGAGCUAAAACGCAACUUUAUUGUUACAUACAUUCGUCGUGAAAACAGACUAAGGGUGAAAGCUUGAAGUGUGUCAGUAUUUAUUUAUUUGUUUAUUACUAAUGCGUUCUUGUGGGUAAGUCGUUUUAGUAACAAUCGUUCCAUCAGCUUUUGUGCGUUUGUUUAUUUUUACAGCACAAGCUACUUUUUAGAAGCAUGUUAAAUAAAGAGCCUGACGGCCGUAACGGACAAACGGGACAGCAUAGCUGUAUUUUACUUCCUCUCCUUUUAUUUCUUUGAACUGUAGAACAAUUCUGUAAAAAAGACAUGGGUAUAAUACAAAGUUGUAUAAAAUCAUACGUUGUAAUUAUAAAGUUGAAAGUCUACUUUUCAUCUUAAUCAUGUUUACUUCUGAACAGUUCAUAUAAUGAAACAGUUUUCUACACUUGUUCAAAGCGAAGAUACUAUGGUACGUAUUUUUUAAUGGAACCAUUUUAUUUAUUGGUGUGGUAGGCGUCAUGGUCUUGAAACAUGUGUUGACUGGGCCAAAAAUGUCAGUAAAAGUGAUGUUCCACAUGGCGGGAGGACGUUCUUACUGAGUGUGUUGCAAGUUUUAUGACAGAGUUAUGUACGGUUGUAGAAUCACCUAUACUCCAAGUAGACCGAGAGAGUUCUCCUGGGAAAGAUACAGAAAGAUCUCUCAUUUGCGACAAUUUUAUGUAAUUUUGUUUUUGCUCCACAACUGAAAGUUCAAUUCUUGCCGUUUAUGUCAACGUAAACUUGUUUCUGAUGAUCAUUUUCUUCUCUCUUUUCCCUUCGCAUGUAUUUGCUAUGAGACCCGCACAUAAUUAGUUGAGGUACAAAUAUUGCACCCAAUUGAAACGAAAGGUAUUAGUGAAACGUAUGUGCUACGUUUGGACAACAUUUUACUCACUUAUCCAUUUGAACUCUUAACUUCACUGGGUUGGGCGUAGUCCUUAUAUUAUCAGGAUAAGAAUAGCCUUAAUGCUCUUUCUGCACGUCACUCAUUUCCCAGGCUAUAUUUUGACUUGU